UAACACAAGGAUUCUUCAACCCGCAGAUUCAACAGCCUCUCACGGACACCCAACAACAACAUUCUGCAAUCUACAGCAGUUGUUGCAGACACAAAACCUAAAGAAAGAAGCUUCAAGCUACGAAGAAGCUAAUUAAUUCAGCUUUAUACUCAUCAAAUAUGAAGAAAACACUUGCAGAACAAGUUAUGGGAAUUUCAAUCGCGUCAACUGCAUACCCUUUUAAGAGCUCACCGAGAAGAUUAUUACCUGAACCUGCAAGCCAAGACCUUGUUCCAUCUUCUGCAAAUAAAAGGGUGCUUAAGCUUGGGAAAAAAGCUAACAAAUUUGCCCUUGGAGUUCGAGAGCAUGUGAGAUUGGGACCAAAGAUCACUGAAAUUGUGAAAGCAAAGUUGAGCUUAGGUGCAAGAAUUCUUCAAGUAGGAGGAAUGAAUAAAGUGUUUAAGAAAUUAUUUAGUGUUGGAGAAGGAGAGAGAUUGUUAAAGACUUGCCAGUGUUAUUUAUCAACAACAGCUGGUCCUAUAGCAGGUCUCCUAUUUAUCUCCACUCACAAGGUUGCCUUCUGCAGUGAAAGAUCAAUUAAAUUCUCUUCUCCAAAUGGGGAAUUAAUUAGAGUCCAUUAUAAGGUGGUGAUACCAGUAAAUAAGAUAAAGAUAGUGAAUCAAAGUGAAAACGUGAAGAAGACAUCACAAAAGUACAUAGAGAUAGUGACAGUGGAUAAUUUCGAUUUCUGGUUUAUGGGUUUCCUAAAUUAUCAGAAAGCAUUAAAACAACUCCAACAGGCAAUUUCUCAAGCUCAAAUCAAGUGCUAGCACAUCUUGUGCCCUAUGUUUCAUCGAAUGUAAUUAAUAAGCGAAAGAAGGUCAACCUGACCAGUUGAUUGCAGAUAGUGUACAUAAUUUUGAUAGUGAAAAUGCUCAUUUCUUUAUCGUCAUUGUCUAUCUCGAAGAGAAACUUUACUUUGUAGUAGUGGUUAUUGAAUUGUAAUUCAACAACCACGUUAGACUGUAUCUCUCAUUGCCAUUUAAUGGAUCUCAUCUCCACCUUCUGGCGCAAUUUGUGGGUCA
Molecule: messenger RNA, 1064 nt
Organism: Pistacia vera
Lineage: Eukaryota; Viridiplantae; Streptophyta; Magnoliopsida; Sapindales; Anacardiaceae
Product: GEM-like protein 4
Exons: 3
Coding region: 159-809 (216 amino acids)
Source: RefSeq, a predicted model, not a curated record